Messenger RNA from Limanda limanda (common dab), 2396 nucleotides. RefSeq names its product mitochondrial coenzyme A transporter SLC25A42-like. The record is from RefSeq and is a predicted model, not a curated record. The transcript has 8 exons. Bases 374 to 1360 code for a protein of 328 amino acids. Gene Ontology annotation, biological process: transmembrane transport. Gene Ontology annotation, cellular component: mitochondrial inner membrane. NCBI's taxonomy places the organism in Eukaryota, Metazoa, Chordata, Actinopteri, Pleuronectiformes, Pleuronectidae.
ACAGAGGUGUGCGCAGAGAGAGAGGAAUAGAGAGGGAGAGAGAGAGAGCAGCAGGAACCACGAGCUGCAGAGUUUCCUCGGAGGCCUUCGUCUAUAAAUACACAACCCAGCGACACCUGUCUCCUCACAAACACACAACAAGACGACACAUCGGAGCCUUCGGCCAGUUCACAACAGCGAGUGCAGACAAGCGAUGUGUGCACGGAGCCGCAGGACACAACACAACAGCAGCAGCAGGCGGAGCAGCAGCAGACUGGUGACAACAGAACACAACACAACCAAGCUCUGUCAACACGACAGCCUUUUUCCACACGACCCAAGCGUGUGUUCCUGGAUGAGCGGCUAUCUGUCCGAGAGCCCGUGAGCCGCACACAUGGCCCAGCGCGUGCACGAGCACCAGAGCCGCGUGCCCGCGCCCCAGAACACGGUGCUGGCUCUGCCACCUUCCAGCCAGGCAAAGGACCUGAGGCCCACAUUCACAGCUCUGGACUCCCUGGUGUGUGGUGCGUUCGCUGGAGCGGUGGCCAAAACCGUCAUUGCACCGCUGGAUCGGACUAAGAUCAUCUUCCAGGUGUCCUCCAAAAGAUUCUCUAUUAAGGAGGCCUUCAGGCUCAUAUACUGUUCAUACAUGAAGGAUGGGCUGCUCAGUCUGUGGAGGGGAAACUCUGCCACCAUGGUGCGGGUCAUGCCCUACGCUGCCAUCCAGUUCUGCUCCCAUGAUCACUACAAACAAAAGCUGGGAAACUACUACGGUUACCAGGGAAAGGCUCUGCCUCCUUUCUCACGUUUCCUGGCUGGCUCUCUGGCCGGAACGACUGCCACCAUGCUCACCUACCCCUUGGACAUGGUGCGAGCCAGGAUGGCCGUCACAGCCAAAGAAAUGUACUGCAACAUCAUGCACGUUUUUGUGCGCAUUUCCCAAGAGGAGGGUGUGAAGACCCUUUACAGAGGUUUCACCCCCACUAUUCUGGGCGUCAUCCCAUACGCAGGAAUCACAUUCUUUACAUACGAGACUCUCAAGAAGCUCCACACAGAACGAACAAAGCGAUCCCAACCUUACUCGUAUGAGCGCUUGGCCUUUGGUGCCUGCGCAGGCCUGAUUGGACAGUCUGCCUCGUACCCUCUGGACGUGGUGCGCAGGCGCAUGCAGACGGCCGGCGUUACCGGCUCAUCCUACGGCACAAUUCUGGGGACCAUGCGUGCGAUCGUUACACAGGAGGGAGUAAUACGAGGACUAUACAAAGGCCUGAGCAUGAACUGGAUUAAAGGGCCCAUAGCCGUGGGGAUCAGCUUCACCACGUUUGACAUCACACACAACAUUCUGCUCAAAUUCCAUCAGACGGACUACUUCACCCACUGAAUUAGUUGCCAGUGCCCGAGGGGAAGCACCAAGCACAGAUAAGACUGGCAUGACGGAGGUUGUCAAGUAUGUCACCUGGCAAUAAUAAGUGUCAGCAGCCAGUGCAGGGCCGUCCUGCUGCACACUCCUGUCCACGUCACACAAGGGGGCUGAGGAGUGUGGGUUAGGAGAUCUAGUGCGCACAGAAACACGGCAUCUCAAGCUUUGAUAAACGCACAGUCAGCUGAGUGAGGAUGGUCGUCAUAUAUUCAUUCACAUAAUCACAACCUUGUUAUAAAUUGCGGUAAGAUGGAGGUUACUAAAGUGAUUGACCGUGGAUAACGACUGUUUUGUUUUUCAUGGCUUAAUGAGGAAGACUGUUUGUGCAUUGAUAAGUUACGCUCGCACUUUAUAAAAACUGAAAGGUUCUUUCAGCCUAAUCUAUCAACUGAGGGAACACUGUUUUUAAUCAGUUCUUUUGCUCUGAUUUUUUUUUUUUUUUUAUAACAUUGAUUAUUUUUUUAUUUAUCCUUUCCAAUAACCUGACCAUGCCAGGGUGUAUUAUUUGUGCCUGGUAACAAAAGGGUGAUUAUACAAUGUUUUGUUUUACGUUUUUAAGUUAAAAUUUUAUGAUUGUGCCUAUGUGGAAUUGAUUUAUGGAACAAAUGAUGUCGUAGGGAGAUCAUGUCUGCACGGCUGCACAGUUUCACUGUCCACCCAGCACUGAGUGUGGUAAAGUAUUAUAAAGUCUACUCAAUGGAGAUUAAUCAAAUAUGAAAAAUAAAUCUAUAUAUCACAGAAAUUGAUUUAUAUAAAUUAUGUAAAUAUUUCCUUUUUGUGCUGUGCUUACACUGUUGUGCAAAGUCUAUCAUUGCUUUGACUGGAUUGUUAUUAGGCACCAUUUACCUAAAGCAACUAAAUAUACCAAAGCACAUAACACAGUCGUGAAUGUAAUGUUAUGUAAAGGUUAAUCAUACUAUAACUACUAAUGUACUUAUAGUACUUCUACAGAUGUUUACAGUUGUCUCAAGCUUAAAUGGCUGUGCAAUAAAGUGUC